Onthophagus taurus is the source of this 3331-nucleotide messenger RNA. The record is from RefSeq and is a predicted model, not a curated record. Lineage: Eukaryota; Metazoa; Arthropoda; Insecta; Coleoptera; Scarabaeidae.
AUGUUACUUUUACGCUUAUUCGGGGUGGUUCUGUUAAUUCCUUCGAUUUUUGGGGGAUUCCCCAUCGAACGAAGAGCGUCAACUUUCGUAAUCGAAAGAGAUACAUCGAUAGACUAUCGAUUACCAACAAAUUUAAAACCUUUACAUUACGAAUUAACGUUAGAACCAUUUUUUGACCCCGAUUUUACGUUUGAAGGUCACGUUAUAAUCACCGUUCAGGUACUAGCAGACACCGAAUUUGUCGUUUUUCAUGGUAGAGACUUAGUUUUCACCGAAGCUAACGUUCAAAUUAAAGAAGAAAAUGCAGUAAAUCCAUUUGUAAUAAAAAGUUUUAAUCGCGAUGAUGUAACAGAGUUGUAUCAUAUUGAGUUGCAAGAAAGUUUAAGAGCUUUAACAACUAUUACAAUUGAAAUUAAUUAUACUGGAAUACUCGCAGCUAAUAAUGAUGGUUUUUAUCGCGCUAAAUAUGAAGAAAACGGCGAAACUAAAUGGUUUGCUACCACUCAAUUCGAAGCUAAUAGUGCUCGGAGAGCUUUUCCUUGCUUUGAUGAACCAGCUUUAAAAGCUACAUUUACAAUACAUUUAAUAAGACCUGAAAAUUAUAAUUCUAUAUCUAAUAUGGGUUUGGAAUCAUCGAGUUUAAUUGGUACAAAUCGUUACAAGGAUACUUUUAAAAAAUCGGUUUUAAUGUCAACGUAUUUGGUUGCUUUUAUUGUUUCUGAAAUGACCGCUGAAACUAUAAAUAACCACGCUGUUUAUGCACCGAAAUAUUUAAUUGAUGAUGGAAGAGGUGUUUUCUCCGUUGAAGCGAGUAUUGAUAUAUUAAAGGCUUUAGAAGAUUACACCGAAGUUGAUUACGCUUUGGAUAAAAUGUUUCAAGUUGCGAUUCCUGAUGGUUAUUUUUCAGCGGGGGCUAUGGAAAAUUGGGGUUUAGUUACUUAUAGAGAAUCUCGUUUAAUGUACAAAGAUGGAGUAACAACUUCAGCUGAAAAACAAUCAAUUUUAUCAAUAAUCGCCCACGAAUACGCUCAUCAAUGGUUUGGAAACUUGGUCAGUCCAUUUUGGUGGAGUUAUCUUUGGUUAAAUGAAGGUUUUGCUACUUAUUUCGGUUCAUACGCUGUCGAUCUCGUUGAUCCUUCGAUCAGAAUGAUGGAACAAUAUGUUGUUAAUACGGUUCAAUAUGCUUUUCAAAGUGAUGCGUUAGAAACGACAAGGGCUAUGACUGUUGAUGCACAAAGUGCGCGGGAAGUUGAAAGUUUAUUCGAUAGGGUUGCUUAUGAUAAAUCUGGAUCUGUACUUAGGAUGAUGGAACAUUUUUUGACAACACCUGUAUAUAAACAAGGAUUAACAAAUUAUUUAUUUUUAAAUUUAAGGGAAUACGAUUCAGCCCAAUCGUUCGAUUUAUGGAGAAAUUUACAAAUCGCUUUAGAUGCAUCAUCAUCAAAUUACCUCCAAGGUCAAACAAUUUCAGAAAUCAUGGAAAAUUGGAGUACACAACCCGGUUUUCCAGUUGUAACCGUAAUGAGAGAUUACGCUGGAUCGGUUUAUUUAAUCCAAGACCGAUUUUUAAUCAACAAAGCAACUCACGAUUACAAUAACUUGUGGAUAAUUCCGAUAAAUUAUGCAACGAAAUCAAAUUUAGAUUUUGAAACAACGACUCCAACGUAUUGGUUAAAAAAUAAGAUCGAAAAUACUGGAAUUAACGUAAACAAUAAAGAUUGGAUUAUUUUGAAUAAACAAGAAACUGGGUAUUAUCGUGUUAAUUAUGAUACCGAUAAUUGGAAUUUAUUAAUUGAUUAUUUAAAUUCUGAUGAUUUUGAUAAAAUCCAUGUUUUAAAUCGUGCCCAAUUAAUCGAUGAUUCAUUUAAUUUAGCCAGAUCGGGACGAUUAUCUUAUGAAAUUCCAUUUAAACUUGGUUUAUAUCUUUCGAGGGAAACCGAAUAUGUUCCAAUUUACAGUUUUAUAACAAUCGUUUCAAAUUUAAACACUUAUUUAAGUGGUUCAGAGGAAAUUUAUCCGUUGUUUAAGAAGUAUGUUACAACAGCGUUAAGAGGUGCUUUAGAAUUUAUCGCAAAUAAAGAAGUUUUAACACAUUUGGAAAUUAGAAAUCGUUUAAAUUUAAUUAAUUGGUUAUGUAAAUUUGAAGACGAAGCCUGUUUAAAAUUAAUGCACGAUAAAUUUAUUGAAUAUCAACCAGUUGAACCUGAUUUAAAAGCGGCAGCUUAUUGCAGUGGAUUAAGAUCAAACGAGGAUCUAGAACAGAAAUGGAAUUAUGCUUAUGAAAAAUACCACGAAAGCGAAGAGUCCGCAGAAAAAAGUCGUUGGUUAACAGCUUUGGGAUGUUCUAUGGAUAAAAAUUAUUUAUUAAGAGUCUUAUAUAUGGCUGUAGAUUAUACCACGGAUUAUACAUUAAGAUCGGGAGAUGUUAUGAGUGCAUUCUCGGCCGUUUAUCAAUCAAGCGAUGUGGGGUUAGACGAAGCAUUUGAUUUUGUCAUAUUAGAUUUCAAUUUAAUCAAGCAAAAGCUAACCACGAGUCAAAUAAAUUCGUUAUUUAAUGGAAUCGCAAGUAGGGUAUCAUCAAACGUAAAAUUAGAAAGGCUUAAAUCAUUUAUCGCAGCUCAAAAUCAGGAUAUACAAAAUAUUUACGGAGGUACUUUUAACCGGGCGAUAAGCACGAUUGAAAGUAACAUUGCAUAUCUCGAAAGUCACAUGUCAAUAAUUAGUGACUUUUUGGUUGAGCAUUUUGAAGAGAUUCCUGAAGAAACUUGUCCAGAAUGUCCAGAUGUAUGUCCAGAAACUUGUCCGGAAUGUCCAGAAUGCAAAGAAUGCCUGGAAUGUCCAGAAUGCAAAGAAUGCUUGGAAUGUCCAGAAGAAACUUGCCCGGAUUGCCCGGAGAAGGAAUGCCCAGAGGAGGGAGGAGCAAAUUACAUCGCUUUAAGUUUACCCUUAUUUUUCGGGUUGAUUGCUUUAGUUUCCGUAGCGUAAAAACAAAAUGAUUAUAAAAUUAUUUGUAGUUUCCUUGUAGUUUAAAUAAAUUAAGAUUAAGAAAGAUAAAAUUUGUUUACUUCGUUUUCCAAAUGGCUUUGAAAACCAAAAAAAGAAAAGUGGAGUGAUUUAUUGAUCUUACGAUAAUUUCAAAACGUAAAAAUUUAUGAGCAAUAAAUAAGCCGAUUUUAAAAAAUUUUAUUUUAUUUAUUGGUUGCAAUUAAUUAUGCUAGAACGUUAAACUUUUGUGACAAUGAGUUGAAACUCUUUAUAACGUUGCAAAAUUGUUUAAAUUGAUUGAUUUCAUUCAAAUUUAAAGAAAAUCAACCUCACUAUUUACACUUUU